UUCAAUAAAAUACGAAACAUUUUAGAACGCAAAAUUAUGAAUAAAUUAAUGCAAGAAAGUUAAUAACAAACUAAUCAAAAACUCAUCUCUAUACUCCGUGGUUAGAGGCUAGCGCGUACUUUCGCGUUUCGUCCGUAGAAUUUGAUGAAUUGACAUAAAAUAAUAUGGGAAAACUUUUCUUGAGACAUAUUGGAGGUUCACGCCUAUUUCUGUGUGCUAGUUGCGAUACGGUUUUAACUAAUCGCAGUGAAUUGAUUAGUACCAGGUUUACUGGAGCAACAGGCCGGGCUUUUUUGUUCAACAGAGUCGUCAAUCUUGUCUAUAGUGAAGUUCAAGAUCGAGUCAUGCUAACUGGUCGUCACAUGGUUCGUGAUGUUUCUUGCAAAUGCUGUGAUACAAAACUUGGCUGGGUCUAUGAAUUUGCUACAGAAGAAAAUCAGCGAUACAAAGAAGGCCGUGUCAUUUUGGAACGAGCUCUAGUAACAGAAAGUGAUGGCAUUGAAGAAAGAGUUUGAUGAUUGUUAUUAUUAGGUAUUGUGAUAUAACUAUGUUGCUAAAGGACUCCAAAACUUCUUGUCUGUGGUAUAUAUAAUUGUAUUUUGAUACCAUUGAGUCUCCUUUUACCUGUCUUGUUUAUAUACCUGUUGCUGAUGUGACGUUCUUAGAAUGUUAAAUGGUGAGGUGUUCAGUGUUACUAGGUAAAAUGUUUAAACUUUCUAAUAUGGGGUAUCAGUGUUAUGUGUGAAUAAAAGUUGAUGAAACUUUU
This is a messenger RNA of Stegodyphus dumicola, 766 nucleotides long. RefSeq names its product protein yippee-like 5. Lineage: Eukaryota; Metazoa; Arthropoda; Arachnida; Araneae; Eresidae. The record is from RefSeq and is a predicted model, not a curated record.